CUUCCACAAGCCACCAGCAAAGAGAACUUCUCUACGACUCGCUCCAGUUUAUGCACAGGAUGGAGGACCCAGUAUCGACUCCCAGGAUUCCAGCACAAGCCUUCAAGCGCAGUACUGCGGCUACAAAAGAACAGCUGCUCUCCUCCUCGCCCGGAUUUGGCACACCUGCAUACCCAAUUGCCAGCCGACAGCCGGUUAUCAGACAACCUUUUGCAACGCACUUGAAUGACACCGCGAACAAUGUCCCUACAGUGCUCUCGAUCCUACUCCCUCCCCAGACGCUACGCCCUGUCGCUUUCAGGACCCUCACCAAGAAACACAAUCUGACCCUUACAUCGUCAGGGCUGGGGCUUCUUUCCACGUUUGUUGGCAAAUUCUGCGGCAGUCGGUGGCGGGAAGAAGGGCUUGCGGAAAGGGUUCUCGACGAGAUCGCGAAAAUAUGGAAGCGGAACGGCGGUGGACUCAUCAUUGAAGAUGGACCGGACAAAAAGCUGUCCGGUAUUCUCAAGUUGCUCGAGCCAUGCAUGUCUGGUGGCCUACUCGAUACCGGCAAGCUAUCACGAACAAACGGUUCUGUCGGGAGUCCAAGUCUCUCCAGGUCUAGCUCUCUCGUGGACCGGCCUGGGAUGGACAGAGACGACAGUCAGACCAGUCUGGGUCUUUCUGGGCUAAAUGUCGAAGAAGACGACCCCAACGGUGAGGACCAUAGCCUAGACAUACGCUCCUACUUGAAAGCCAUCUCGGCUUUCGACCAGCCAAAACUCUUAUACUCGAUGUCAAAGAAAACCUUGGAGCCGAUGCCAGGCUCAGCAACCCUCCUCCCUCCUAUACAACACAAGAUAUCCAUGUUCCGAAACCGGUAUCACCUAGUACACCAACGCCUCAUGCGCAAUGAAUCGUUCCAGACGCCAUCAUUCUCAACCUCCGGCAGACCGCCGAGUCUCUUACAUUCCGGCAGCAGCGUGGCAACUCUUCAGCAAGCAUACAAAAUCACCCCUAUCUCCAACCUCCUCGGGCGCUCCGGCUCAUCACACCUCCUUCUCGGCAUGCUCGUGCACUCUGCAGCCGGCGAUCUCUCUCUGACAGACUUAUCCGGAAGUGUAGCCCUUGACCUGUCCAUCGCUCGCCCCAUCCCAGCCAACGGCGCAUGGUUCUGUCCGGGUAUGAUUGUUCUGGUCGAAGGCACGUACGAGGAAGACGGCUCUCACAGUUCCAAUCUCGGCGCCGCAUCAGGGGUCGGCGGCCAAAUCAAAGGCCAUUUCAUCGCGGAGACUGUGGCCGGACCGCCGGCCGAGCGACGAGGUCUAACAAUCGGCUCUUCGAACGGUCUGGACGCAGACAACAUGAGCGUGCACACCAGCGUGGGCGCUGGCUUCGGUUGGAUCGACUUCCUCGGCGUGGGCAGCGACAAGGGCGUCGGCUCGCAAAUGCGUCGGCUUCGACGACGGUUUUACUCACCUUCGCCCGACACCAUCGGCGCAUCAGACGCAGACGCAGGCGAAGAACAUCACCGCCUUCCACGCACCAAAAUCGCCAUCUUAGCAGAAUGCACUCUCGACAGCCCUCGCACGCUCGAAGCCAUCCGCGCCAUUCUCUCGUCUUACAACACAUCUGCAGGCGACGCGGACGACCUCCCGCUCUCCGUGGUACUGAUGGGCAACUUCGUCUCCACGGCGAGCAUGGCCGGCUCGGCUAAAGGAGGGAGCGUGGAAUAUAAAGAGGCCUUCGACGCGCUGGCCUCGAUAUUGUCCGACUUCCCUUUCCUCCUGGCCAACACUACCUUCGUAUUUGUGCCAGGCGACAAUGAUCCGUGGGCGAGUUCAUUCUCAAGUGGCGGUGCAUGUGUGCUGCCCAGACAGGGCGUCCCAGAGGUAUUCACGUCGCGCAUCCGACGGGCCAUCGCAAGCGCGAACAGCGAAAGGAAGGACAAAGAUCGAAAUACGACCACGGGAGACGCGGUAUGGACGAGUAACCCUGCUAGACUGAGUCUCUUUGGACCACUGGAGGAAAUUGUACUGUUUAGGGACGAUAUCACGAGUCGGUUCCGAAGGAAUGCGGUCACUUUCUCCAAAUCAGAAGAUGAGAACGAGGAUGACGAGGACAUGUCCAACGACCAAAAUGAGAAUGAGAAUGAGAAUGAAGAUGGCAACGGUGAAUUCAUGGAAUCGGACGAAACUCACAAUCUCGACCGCCGCGUGCACGAAGCCACGUCCCACCUGCCCCAGCAGAACAAGACGAAUACUAGUAGUGCAAACACGGCACACUCGACACAAGCAGCCCGGAAACUCAUCAAGACGAUUCUCGACCAGUCACAUCUCGCGCCCUUCGCGCACUCGAUCCGCCCCGUGUUUUGGGACCAUGCGGCGUCGCUGUCCUUGUACCCGCUGCCGACGGCCCUGGUGCUCGCGGACGCAGAAAUGCCCGGGUUCGCAAUCAGUUACGAGGGGUGCCAUGUCAUGAAUCCCGGCCGCGUAGUGGAUGAGUUGGGACUGAGUAGAGCGUCCGGUAGAGGGAGUGGUGUCGGAAGAUGGGUUGAAUUCGACGUGAUGAAAAGUAAAGGGGAGAUGAGGGAGGUUAGAUUUUGAAUGUGGCGACCGAGUGGCCGGAGUGACUUGUGUACGAAAUGGUAUGAUUGGGUCUAGGAUGGGUACCGAUGUGAGCCUGGGGAUGGCGCUGUUGUACCGUACAUGAUCUUGAAUCUCGAUUCCUGUGUAUACAGGACGUUGGCAUUGGAAUUGACCUUGGUUAUGGGAACCUCCCAGUCCAGGGGCUAACUGUUUGGCCGGCCUAGAAAGUACAUGCCUGACUACGAGACUACGAGCCCAUGAUGGUAUACUGGGUUAGUCCAGAGAAGCCCAGAUGAAGAGGAUGC
Molecule: messenger RNA, 2872 nt
Organism: Exophiala xenobiotica
Lineage: Eukaryota; Fungi; Ascomycota; Eurotiomycetes; Chaetothyriales; Herpotrichiellaceae
Exons: 1
Coding region: 51-2585 (844 amino acids)
Biological process (GO): error-prone translesion synthesis; DNA-templated DNA replication
Cellular component (GO): epsilon DNA polymerase complex
Molecular function (GO): DNA binding
Source: RefSeq, a predicted model, not a curated record